Loxodonta africana (African savanna elephant) is the source of this 7341-nucleotide messenger RNA. RefSeq names its product OMA1 zinc metallopeptidase (gene OMA1). The transcript is spliced from 9 exons. Gene Ontology annotation, cellular component: mitochondrial inner membrane. The record is from RefSeq and is a predicted model, not a curated record. The coding region runs from base 109 to 1686 and encodes 525 amino acids. Gene Ontology annotation, biological process: mitochondrial protein processing; protein quality control for misfolded or incompletely synthesized proteins. Lineage: Eukaryota; Metazoa; Chordata; Mammalia; Proboscidea; Elephantidae. Gene Ontology annotation, molecular function: metalloendopeptidase activity.
GGGCAGGAAGUGAGGAGGCGGGGCUUCUGCGGUGGUGCGUACGCCUGCGCACAGGUCUGCACGGAGUCGUCGCUUUCGCCGCCGCUAGGAUAACCAAGCAAAAGAAAGAUGGCGUUCAUCUAUGGACUGCAGUCUGCUACGAGAAAUUAUGUUUUCUUUAGACUUAGUUCACUGGCCAAUUGGAGAAAAUGUAACACAUUAAGUGUGAGCUCACCGGGCUGUCAUCGAGUACAAAUGAACUAUAUAGUAAAUAAGUAUCAGGGGCUGAGAGUAAAUCAGUGUGAUAGUUUUACUUUUCUGCCUGGAAACUUUCAUUUCUGUAGGACUUUUAAUAACAAAAGAACAGGAUUCCUCAAGAGUACCAGAAGUAUGGACAGUUGGAGGAUUACCUGCAAAUGUCCUGCUUGGAAUAACUCUUCCCCAAGACGGGUACUGCUAAAUGAAGUUGCAGUACUUCCGGCCUUUUCAGUAUUGCACCCUCUAAACUGUUUUCCCACGAGAGAGAUCAGAAGUUUCCACACUUCGCCAUGUUUUCAAGCUGCUCCAGUCCCUCUCUUGUUGAUCAUUCUUAAGCCUGUGCAGAAACUAUUUGCGAUCAUUGUAGGCAGGGGCAUAAGGAAAUGGUGGCAGGCACUUCCUCCUAACAAGAAGGAACUAUUUAAAGAAAGUGUGAGGAGGAAUAAGUGGAAGUUAUUCCUUGGUUUGAGUACUUUUGGAUUGCUAUUCAUAAUGUUUUAUUUUACUCACCUGGAAGUGAGUCCAAUCACAGGAAGGAGCAAGCUGCGUCUAUUGGGGAAAGAACAUUUCAGAUAUUUAUCAGAACUGGAAUAUGAAGCAUGUAUGGAAGAAUUUAAAAAUAAUAUGCUAACUGAGAAGGACAUAAGAUACCUGACUGUUAAAGAAGUGUUUUGUCAUCUGAUUGAAUGCAAUGGAGAUAUCCCGGGGGUCUCUGAGAUCAGCUGGGUUAUUCAUGUGGUUGAUAAGCCAGGUACAGAUGCAUUUGUGCUUCCAAAUGGACAAGUGUUUGUUUUCACUGGGCUUCUAAAUAGUGUGACUGAUACUCAUCAACUUUCCUUCCUUCUGGGCCAUGAAAUAGCUCAUGCAGUACUUGAGCAUGCUGCAGAAAAGGCUAGCUUUGUUCAUUUAUUGGAUUUCCUAGGUCUGAUUUUUCUUACAAUGAUUUGGGCCAUUUGUCCUCGGGAUAGUUUGGCAGUUUUGGGCCAGUGGAUACAGUCUAAAUUGCAGGAGUUUAUGUUUGCUAGACCAUACAGUAGAACACUGGAGGCUGAGGCUGACAAAAUUGGACUACUACUUGCUGCAAAGGCUUGUGUGGAUGUCAGAGCCAGUUCAGUAUUUUGGCAGCAGAUGGAGUUCGUAGAUAGACUCUCAGGUCUCCCCAAGUUGCCAGAAUGGUUAUCCACACAUCCUUCUCAUGAAAAUCGAGCUGAGCACUUGGAUAGACUUAUACCUCAGGUUCUUAAAAUUAGAGAGAUCUGUAAUUGCCCACCACUUUCUGAACCAGACCCUCGAUUACUAUUCAGACUCAGCAUGAAGCAUUUUCUUGAAGAAUCACAGAAAGAAGACUUAAAUAUCACUGUUAAGAAACAGAAAACGAAUACUCUUCCUGUUGAAAAGCAGGAGCAAAUACCAUUGACACACAUAGUUGAGAAAAGAACUAGCAACUGAAUUACAUUUUAUGAGACACAGGGUAUAUGAAGAAUGCAGCAAUCCUUGUCAUGUUAUGUUACUUUUUAAAAAAUGGUGUUUGAAAUGAAAAAAAAAAAAAGAUACUCAGGGUCAAAUCAUGUAUAUUAUAGAUAUUAUCUUAAUUCUUUUACUAUGUAUUUUUUCAUGAAAUAUUGAUGUAUUUUAAUGUUUUAAAAUAUCUUCAAUGAGGGAAAUAUCACAGAAUAAAUUUAUAUUAUACAUUUUACUCUGUCUCAUACUUGCUUUUGAUUUGGAAGACAGCCCCUAGUGGAUGAGAAAUAAGAAGGUACAGUAAUUAUCAUUGUAGAGAUGGUCCCAUCUAAACUGCUUUUCAGAGUCUAGGUGGCUACGAUGAACUGGAAAACCGACAGUCUGAAGGCAUCUGUUUGCAGGAUUUGGUUUGCAUUGGGUGGGGUUCUGUGAAAGGGGACCCUUGGAAUAGAGAAUUCCCCAGUCCUCACCCAUGGAUUAUGAAGGAAAAAUGUGACAGGUAGAAGCUGAAGAAGUUGUUUUCAUGGGGAAGCACAAGUAGUGCUGUUUGUGGCCCAAGUGACAAAGUAAGAAAAUAGGGGGACGGGCAUUUCCAUGUAAACACAGUAUGGUUCUGGUGUAGUGAACUCUUAACAGAAGGCCGGGUCAUCUUGGCUUCUUCAAGGUUUUUUGCAGUUUGGAAAUCUCAGGGAUUCUCAUGGAAGAAAACACCCUGUUUUUGUCGAGAGUACCACCAGAGAGGCAGGGGCAAGAUGCUGCCCCCAUGUUCUCCUUGGGCAGCAGACAUCAGCAGAGGAGCAGGAGGAAGAUGAGAGAAGUGGCACAGGGAACAUUCCCAGGGACAUCCAGAAAUUACUACUGUGUUAUGUAUAGUAAUAAUAUUUGUAUUCCAAAACUGGUGAGGCCUAGUGAUGUUUAGGCUACAUUCCUAAGAGGGACGCUUUUCUUGAAACCAUUACAUUAAGUAAAUAUUUUCUUAGAGAAUUAAACAGGAAGGAAACUACCUUUUAUAGAGUUGCUACUAUAAGCUGGACCCUGUGUUGGUUUCAUUUAUCCCACAACCUUAUGAGAUAGGUGUUAUUCUCAUUUUGCAAUGAGAAACAGACUUAGAGCGGUUAAAUAAUAUACCCAGGGUCUCUUAGAAAGAGCAAUAUGAGGUCUAUUAGACUACGAAGCUGCCCGUUUUUCAUUACUGUCACGUAUCUAAGUCUAAGCUAUUAAAAGGAACAAAGGCUUAUCAACUAUUUGUUAGCUUCUUCAUGUAUGGCUUCAAUACAAGUAGAAGUCUCAUAAAAUUGGAGACCACUUGUGUUGUCUGCAGGAUGAUCAGUUCCAGGUUAAGGCAGGUUCAGUGUAAUGAAUUCCUUAAUGUGGCCCUUCUAGCCAUGAUCUUUGUGACUCACACACAAUGAUUGAGUGAGACUGUGCAGAGAAGGUAUAUGGAACCUGUGAUGGUUGGGGUUGUGUGUCAGUUUGUCUAAGCCGUGAUUCCCAUUAUUGUUUGGUUGUCCUCCAUUUUGUGUGUUGUGAAUUCUGACCUCUACAUAUUGAUGAGGCAGGAUUGGUGUAGCGUGUGUCUUAGCUACCCAUGAUGUAACUUCUUUUUAAAUGCAACUAUAAUAUUAGCAAUUGAACUCAAAAGUGGUGUAUGCCAUGUUAGUGGAAUGAGAUGAACUGGAUUAUAAAUUUUUUAGUGGUUAUGAGGUACUAAGAUUUUUACUAUAUACCACAUUUUCUAUAAAAAGAAUGUUCCACAUAUUCUACAGCAAAGAAAAUGAGUCCGUGAACUGAACUGUUUCAACAAUCAGUGUAAAAUUCUGUUGAUCUCCUGCAAUGAAAAAUUGACUUUACCAAUUUUGCUUUAAAUAGCUCAUACUUCAGUUUUGAUGCUUGUUUUGUAAUAAAUGCUAUAAUUGCAAAUGAAAAGAUGUCAUAAAAGAAAAUUUAAUCAUCAGAAAACAAAUAUUACAAUAAAUUAUUUUUAGAUCUUUCAUCUUUAACAUGUUAUAAUUAAAAACAUUUCUUUUUAUUCUGUGCUCUUACAAAUUUUUCAAUGAUGUCAUCACAAGCUGCCAAACAAUACCUACUUCCACGCAUUAUAAGGAUAAUGAAUGGAGCCUCUUGAAUCAUUGUUGUGUGCUUGCUUUUCCUUGUGUCCUGCUUGGCAUCUCGGGUUCUUCGCUUGGACAACUGGUGCCCCUGCUUUGUUGAUGCCCUAAGCAUGUGCUUACCUUGCUUCCUGGGUAAUCCAUCCCUGAGGAUGAUUUUCUAGGGCCCCUUCUCGCUCCGAUGCUUCUAUCAAAAUUGACAUGAAAAACCUGGGGCCAGGCAGGGUUAGAGUCUCUCCCUACCUGUGAGAGCCUGUGAGCUCUCAUCUGGAAUGUGUCCUGGCACUGUUGAAUUUCCUUAGACAAAAUAUUUACCUAGUUGUUAAGAAGAUGGGUUCAGAGCCUUUUUAUGUAUUUCAGGACUUACUACAUAGAUUGCUUGUAAGGUAUUUCUUGAUCGGUGUGCAAGACAACACUUGCAAGGAGAAGGUUCAGAUUAACUGUUCUCCACACAGUCAUUCUUUACAUUCCUAGUGACGAGUUUUGUAAGAGGCACUCGACAACAUGUAAAGACACUUUGAGAAUGUCACCUGGAGGUAAACAGUAAAAUGCACCGUUAGACUUCCCUGCAGAUUUCCUAGUAAAAUGGCAAAGUGGAAACCCUAGUCUAUUUUCCCUUCCAUCCCAUUGUCACAUCUAAUUGUGUUGUUGAGACUUACUGGAAAACAUACCAGUUGACAUCAUGUCAGAAAGAGCAGAGAUAAUACAGAAAUAAUAUCUUUAUAGUAGGUAUGAAAAAGUUUUUUUGUUUUUUUGGGUGGUGGUGGUGAUUUUUUUCCUUAACCCAUGGAAUCAAUAACACCAAAAGAAAUGUUACAUUUCAGCGCAAGGUUUUAGAAAUGAAAUGGCAGUUCCAAAGCAGUACAUAUACAUGUAUUUACAUCUUAUAUGGAAACAACCUCUCUGUAUGUUCUGUAUUGUCAGUUUUUCUCUGUGCCGGUAAGAUUUAGAUGUUGGCUGGGCUCAGUUGUUACGAGCAUGUAGUAAUAAAGACAAGGCAGAAACUCAAUCUAAUCUCUUCUAUAAUCCAGAUAAUUGUAAGACUGUAUACUCAAACUAAGCUCAGAGAGUAGGGACUGUGUGUAUUUAUUGCUAUAUCCCUAGUAUCUAGCAGUUCUUGGCACACUGUAGGCAUUCAAUUAAUAUUUUACUGACACCCCACACUCAACAUCAAUCAUCUGGUCAAAGGAUCAAACAAUUAAAAAGACAAUCAUACUUUAUGAAAUUUCUGCUUCUUGAUAGCUGUAGGACCUUAGAAAAGUCACUUAAAUUCUCUAACCCUCAUUUUUUCCUUUGUAAAGUGGUAACAAAUUCUACCUCAGAGUUUGAUGCAAUGAUUAAGUAAAAUGAUAUAUUUAAAGCAUUUAGCACAAUGUCUAGAGCUCCAAACAACAAAAAUAGCUACCAUUUAUUGAAUGCUUACUUUGUACCAGGCACUAUGCUAAGCAUUUUUCUAGUGUUAUCGAACCUCACUGCAGCCCUGUAAUAUGAUAGGUAUUGUUAUCUCCAUAUUAUAGAUCAGGAACUGAAGUUUAGAAGGGUAAUGAAACUUGCCCAAGGUUACACAGUAUGUUUAUUAAGAUUGUUUCGCUUGGAAGAACAGAAAACCCCAAACUCAGUCAAGAGAACUUAACGGCCCCACCUAAGAGAAAAUUGUGUUAGCUUAGGGUAUAAUUUAAUCCAAAGGAUCGUGGUUAUCAUCAGAGCAAUGGCUCCUUUCCUCUGUAAUUUUCUUAGCUCUGGCUUCCCUCUUCCCUGAUGAUACUGAGAAGGCAGCCAGUAGCUUGUGAGUUACGUGUUACUUGAUCCGCAUCCAGGUGGGAAAAGUGACUUACCUCACAACUAUUGAACCCUCAACACUAAUUGUACCAUGUAAUGAGUACCCUUGAAGCAACACUAUGACAGGGGAUGGAAAGAUCUUGAUUGGCUUGGACUUCUCAGGACCCAGCAUAAGCGAGGAUGGCUACCGCAUGAUGGUAGGGUCUAUCACAAUAAGUACCAGACCUGGAAUUAAAACUCAUUACAUUUACCCUCUUUCAGUGGGCAAAGAAACAAGAUAAUUCCUUGAAGAUAUGAUCGGAAAUGAGGCUUCAUUUGAGCAAAAAUAAUAUAGCAUAAGUUUUAAGUUGGUGUGAUACUAAAUUUCCAUUAACAUCAUUGCUUUAUCAUUUAUAAGGUAUUUUUUAACUUGAAUGAAUCUCGUAUCCUCAAAACCAACCUAGAGAUUGGCAAGUGGUGUUAUUCAUAGGGGAGAAAACUAAAGCUUGGAGGAAUUAAGCAAGUUACCCAAGUAUGCACUUCAAGCAACUGGCUGAACUGGGAUUAGAACUGAAGGAUUUAUUGAUUUGUAAUUUAGUGCUCUUUCUGCAAUAGCACAUUGUUUGGAGAGGGAGAGAUAUUAUCUCCAUUUUUUAUCUGGAAGUGGAAGCUUAAAGAUAUUACAUGUGUGUCCAGCGCAGCUGACCUCUUAAUGGCAGAACUGAAUUCAAACCCUCGUCUUUUAACUCCAAAGCCUGUGCUCUUCAUCUCUUUACCGCCAUUUCAGUUGACAAGUCUCAUAAAGGAAAUGAGAAGUACUGAUUUCCCCUCACCCCUCACUUGUGAACGGCAAACCCAAUGCCCUCUUUUUCCUUAUUUAAAAGCAUUUUAAGCAUAUUCACACACGUGAAGAAUAAAAUUCCUGUUAAUCACCUCAAAGUAUAUUUUUGGGUGGAGCAAACUGUUAAGCAUUGGGCUACUAGCUGAAAGGACGGUGGUUCAAAUCCACCCAGAGGUGACUCAGAAGACAGGCCUGGCUAUCUGCUUCUGAGAGGUCAUAGCCUUGAAAGUCCUUUGGAGUAGUUCUACUCGGCACAUAUGGGGUCGCCAUGAGUCAGAAUCGACUCCUUGACAACUAACAAUAACAACAACAGAGAGUUAUUUAAUCUGUGGUGAGAAAUACCUCCCACUUCAUUACUGGAAAGAAAACCCUAUCUGUGUUUUUUCUACCCCCUUUACACCUUGCCCCUUAACUUCCAUCAGAAAACCACAACCUUCAAAAUUAGGCCAGUGAUUCCCAGCCAUUACAUCACCAAGGACUCCUUUCACACUACCUGGAUCUGUGCACAAGGAGUUUUACACAACAAAGUUCUCUCUGUCUUCAAGCUGGAGUGUCUCUUCACUCACGAUCAGGGUCCAUCUCUGUGCUGGCUGCUUAGGGGUUGGGAUCACCGGGCCUGGGUCUAAGUCAGUGUGGUCCUGUUUCCAGGUCUCAGAAUUUCUGUGAUAUCAUCAAAGACAAAUCAGGGCCUCUGAUCAUCAUGUGAUUUCUGGCAUUGCCAAAAUAAAAGUAAUUUGUGAUUUUAAUUAGUCUGGAUGGCCUUAUUAUGUGAGAGAAAAUAGAAAAGUUUUAGUUUUGCUCUUUGAAAUAGUAUUGUUGGUGGACUCCCAGUGCCAUCUUCACAGACUCCAAGGGGCCUGGGACAUCAUCCUUGGGCAGCACUAGUCUAAAAUCAAAUUUCCUUUUUUUUUUUUAAGGAUAUAAAGAAAGUAAAAC